GGCAUUGAGGGAGCUGGUGUGUGGGGGAGGAGGAGGGAGGGGGAAGCGGCGGCCAUGGAUGCCAUGGAUGACCUGGGCUGUCCGCGGUGCAAGACCACCAAGUACCGCAACCCCUCCUUGAAGCUGAUGAUCAAUGUCUGCGGGCACACGCUAUGCGAGAACUGUGUGGAACUGCUGUUUGUGAGAGGGGCUGGGAAUUGCCUGGAGUGCGAUACCCCCCUGCGGAAAUGUAACUUCAGGAUCCAGCUCUUCGAGGAUCCUGCUGUCGACAAGGAAGUGGAAAUUCGGAAGAAGGUCCUGAAAAUAUACAAUAAAAGAGAAGAUGACUUUGACAGUCUAAACGAUUACAAUGAUUACCUGGAAGAAAUAGAAGAAAUUGUAUUUAACUUGACCAACAAUGUGGAUGUGGAGAACACCAAAAAGAAAAUGGAACUGUACCAGAAGGAGAACAAAGAAGUAAUUCAGAAAAAUAAGAUGAAACUGAUGCGGGAACAGGAAGAGCUGGAGGCAGCUUUAGAGGUAGAGCGACAGGAAAAUGAACAAAAGCGACUACUUAUACAGAAAGAAGAGCAACUACAACAGAUGAUGAAAAGGAAGAAUAAGCAGGCACUCUUGGAUGAGUUGGAGAGCUCCAGUCUUCCUGCUUCACUGCUUUUAGCUCAGCAUAAGGACAGAUCUACUCAGCUAGAAAUGCAAGUGGAAAAACCCAAACCUGUCAAACCAGUCACGUUUUCUACUGGCAUCAAAAUGGGUCAGCCUAUUUCGCUAGCUCCCGUUCAAAAGCUGGAGGAAACCUUGUAUGAAUAUCAGCCUCUGCAAGUGGAGACACAUGGACCGCAAGUUCCAGAGCCCGAAAUGUUGGGAAGGUUGGGGUAUCUCAGCCACGUACGAGCUGCCUCUCCGCAGGACGUCGCUGGGGGCUACACUUCUUCUCUCGCGUGCUACCGAGCCUUACAGGAUGCUUUCAGUGGUCUCCUCUGGCACCCCCGUUAGCCAGUGUGGGAUUGAGGGACACCGAAUGGAGUGAGAAGCAAACCAAGCCAGCAAAGGUUGGGUAAAAUCGCUGCCAUCUGCACAACGGCUGAGCUGCAGUCACUUUUCUGUGUAAAACCAGUUGGGUUUAAGUAUUAAAGAGGGAAAAAAAACCCCAAACUCCAGUUUGCACGAGUGCUUUGUAAAACAGGAGAUGCAGUUUUGUGGAGGGAGAAACUCGUUAGUCAUGUGGCACUUCGCUGAGGGAGGCUGAGGCAAUAAGCCACAUCUAAUGGAAGAUGUGAAUAACUCCGCUGCGUAGGCUUGAGGUUUAAAGAAACACACUCGUAAAUUUUUUCUAAAUAAAGCCAGACUUUUUUAUUAAAGUUUGUGGUUUUACUCUUAUUGCAGGGUUUUAUUUGCACAGGCAUUUAAAUGCCAUUUUGAUUAUAACAUUGAGUGUCAAUAUUCAAGCCUACGUUUUCUUCCCAUAAAACUACUUUCCCCAGUUCAGACAAGUGGGUUUUUCCUCCUGCCAGCUGGAUGAGAUGAGAAACCCUGAAAGUGUGCUGACACAACUUUUAUGCAGGAUCCGUCCUGAUGUCACUUGGUUCUUACCUUUGUCUGGAAAACAAAACUUUAGCUAAAAGUCUUCCAACUAAGCUCCUCCAGAAGCAAUCUGAGAAGCCUCGAUGCAAGGCUGGGUCAUUAAAGUAGUCAAAAUUUGGUUUGAUUUUUCCUAUUUGGUUCUGUUCACAAUUUUUCUGUCACAUGUUCAAGAGUUUCCUUUGGCAGGAACAUCCCUUUGGCUUUUGGGAUGACCCUUACUGCUUGAGCUACUGUUUCUAUGUAUUCCUGCCUCUCUCCUUGAGGUGGAACGUAGAUGAAUGGAAGCAGAGAAGAGGUUCCUGUGUCAGGACUGCUCUUUGCCAUGAGUGUGUGUGAACUCCAGGAGAUUGGGAACUGCUCAGGACAGUGGGUGCCUGUGGAGAAAAGCCUGGACUGCAAUUUCUGUGUCAUCCAUUAACAGCUGGUAAAUGCUGCUCUGAGGAGUGCACUCGACAAUGCUUUUUUUCUACGUUGUAAUAAAGAGAAGAAUAAGCUCUA
Messenger RNA from Cuculus canorus (common cuckoo), 2079 nucleotides. It is a transcript of the gene MNAT1, whose product is annotated as MNAT1 component of CDK activating kinase. The record is from RefSeq and is a predicted model, not a curated record. Lineage: Eukaryota; Metazoa; Chordata; Aves; Cuculiformes; Cuculidae. The coding region runs from base 55 to 993 and encodes 312 amino acids. Gene Ontology annotation, molecular function: cyclin-dependent protein serine/threonine kinase activator activity. Gene Ontology annotation, cellular component: transcription factor TFIIH holo complex. The transcript is spliced from 8 exons. Gene Ontology annotation, biological process: positive regulation of cyclin-dependent protein serine/threonine kinase activity; regulation of transcription by RNA polymerase II; nucleotide-excision repair.